Molecule: messenger RNA, 3492 nt
Organism: Rhodotorula graminis WP1
Lineage: Eukaryota; Fungi; Basidiomycota; Microbotryomycetes; Sporidiobolales; Sporidiobolaceae
Exons: 6
Coding region: 1-3450 (1149 amino acids)
Biological process (GO): endoplasmic reticulum to Golgi vesicle-mediated transport; GPI anchor metabolic process
Cellular component (GO): endoplasmic reticulum
Molecular function (GO): phosphatidylinositol deacylase activity
Source: RefSeq, a predicted model, not a curated record
AUGGCGCGCUCGCCCGCCGCCGACUCGCCCUCGUCGUCGUCGUCGUCCUCCUCGCCUCGGGUCUCGCGCGCGUUCGCCCUCCUCGUCGCCGCGAGCCUCGCCGCCUGCCUCGCCCUGUUCCACGCCCACACCGCCAGCCAGCCUUCGUACCCGCCGGGCUCGCUCCCGCCAGAUGCCCGCGGCAACGGCGCCGGCUCGUGCCGCAUGAGCUUCAUGUCGCCCGCCUUCGCCCACCUCAGCGGCUUCGGCCGGGAGUUUACUCGCCUCGGCAACGGGCCCUGGGGCCUGUACCUGUACCGCGAGGCCGGCUGGGACGACGACCCGUUCGUCGACGACGGCCGCGGCGGCGACCGCCUUCGCCUCUCCGGCACCCCUGUCCUCUUCGUCCCGGGCAACGCCGGCAGCUUCCGCCAGGUCCGCAGCCUCGCGAGCGCAGCGAGUCGUACCUGGCUCGAGGUGCCCGGCGUCAAGCGCAAGGCCGUCGCGACGAGGGACGGCGCCGCCAGCCUCGACUUCUUCACGCUCGACUUCAACGACGACUUUUCCGCUUUCCACGGCCAGACGCUCCUCGACCAGGCCGAGUACACGGCCGACUGCAUCCGCUACAUCCUGUCGCUGUACGCCCACCACGAGGACGACCCGCCAGGCCGAGACCGCCGCCCGGACCCGACCGCCGUCAUCGUCGUCGGCCACUCGAUGGGCGGCAUCGUCGCCCGCGCAGCGUUCCUCAACCCGCACUACCAGUCGCACUCGAUCUCGACCUUGAUCACGUUCGCGACGCCGCACGUCGUCCCGCCCGUCACGGUCGACGCCGGCGUCGACCGCGUCUACAGCGCCAUCAACUCGUACUGGCGCAGCGCGUACGAGCUCUCGUCGUCGCCGUCGUCGUCGCCGGGCUCGUCGCCGCCGUCGUACGACGCCAUCUCGCCGCCGUCACCCGCCCUGCGCAACUUCCGCGCUCCGCCGCACGACGAGCUGCGCGACCUCGUCCUCAUCUCGAUCGCGGGCGGGCUCUCGGACGUCACCAUCGCGUCCGAGUCCGUCUCGCUCGCGUCGCUCGUCCCCUCAUCGGGCGACAACGGCUUCACCGUCUUCACGACGGCGAUCCCGGGCGUCCAAACGCCCGUCGACCACCUCGCCAUCCUGUGGUGCCAGCAGCUCAUGCACGUCGUCGCCCAGGGCCUGCUCGCCGUCGUCGACGUACGCCGUCCAGACGGCGUCCUUCCCCGAGGUGAGCGCGUCGCCGAGCUCGGCCGGCGCUGGCUCGGCGAGCUCGAGCGGCCGGCGCUCGGCGCGAGCGGCGAGGCGGCGGCGGCGCGCCGCAUGACGCUCGAGGCGCUCGAGCGCGGCGUCGCAGCGCACAAUCUCGCCGUCGGUGAGCGCCUCGUCGUGCGCCCGAGCGCGAGCGGCGACCUGUCGCCGCGCACGUUCCUCCUGCCCGUCCCGCCGCGGCGGACGUACGCCGGCCCGCGCAGCUUUGCGCUCCUCACGUCGGCAUCGAUCGGCCGUCGCCGCGAGGACACGGUCGAGGUGUGGGCCUGCAACGCGCGCGACGAGGAGGGCGGCAAGGUCUGCCGGUCGCUGUACCCGCAGCACGUCGCGACGCUGCCGGCCUCGCCGCACUCGAGCGUGUCGCCCGUGCUCCCUGCGCCGAUCGAGGACGGCCGCAUGAACCUCGUCGCGCUCGAGGCCGAGCAGCUCGAGGGCGUCGACGACAUCGCCAUCGUCGUCAAGGACGGCGCGCGCGCAGACUGGGUCGUCGCCGAGUUUGCCGACCGCGACAAACGCGUGCACGUGGUGGGAAAGGGUCCUCUUCAGCUCCUCCUCGGCGGGCACAAGCUCGAGGCGGUUCCGUCCAGCCCGGCCAUGCUCACCGAGCUGUGGCUGCCGGCGCUCGACUCGUCGCUCCUGACCCUCAAGCUGCGCGUGUACCGCAGCGAAUGCCAAGAGCACGACUCGCUCUUUGCGCCCCUCUUGCGCCAAUACUCGCCCCUCGUCCACGAAACCAAGUUCUUCCCGAACGUGCGCAUCGCGUCGCUCUACACGCACGCCGCCGGCCCGUACCUUCCUCCGCCCUCGUCGCCUUUCACCUCGUCCGGCGCCUGCCUCCAGUUCUUCCUCGACCCGACGUGCCCUCGCGACCCGCACAAGAGCGAGACGGCCGACCUUGCCCUCGAGAUCAAGGUCGACGUGUGGGCGACGCUCGGCGGCCUGGUCGUGCGGUACCGCCUCGCGCUCGUCACCGUGCCGUUCGCCCUCGCCAUGCUCGUCGUCGGCCUGUCGGUCAAGCUCUACAACUCGGGCAGCACGUUCCCCUCGUUCGGCUCGACUCUGUCGUCCUUCUCGCGACGCACCCUUCCUUCCCUUCUCCUCGCCCUACUCGCCCUCUCGUACCUUCAGUCGACGCUCCUGAGCACCCACAUUUCGUCGCACGACCGCCUCGCAGCCGUCGAGCCGGGCCACCACCACCACUCGCACCUCUCGCUCCCGCCGGCCUGGAUCGCCAACGCGCUCCUCGGCAACGGCGGCAGCUUUUGGGCGCCCUUGGCGCCGUUACUCGUCUUUGCGUCGGUCGGCGUCGUCGCGUGCGAGUACUGGGCGCUGUGGGCCAUCGUCGCCGGGUCCGCUUGGGCGAUCAAGACGCUCCAGCGCAACGGUCCUGCGCGAGUCAAGGCGUUGCUACCCGUCGCCGAGCCGCCCGAGACGCUGCCGCUUCAGCGCGUCCUCACCAUGGUCGCCCUCCUCCUCCUCGUCAUCUUCUUCGCGCCGUACCAGUUCGCCUUUCUCGUCAUCGUCAUCGUGCACCUGUUCUCGACGAUCCGUUGCCUCGUGCACGCGCAAGAGUCGUCGUCUGCCUCAUCCUCGUCGGCCGCCGUCACGCCCGCCGCCGCUCGCCGCCUGUGGGACCGGUACCACUACGCGUUCGCGAUCCUCGUCGUCCUCGUCACGCUCCUCCCGAUCAACGCCCUCAUCCUCGUCGUGUGGGUGCGCAACCUCGCCGUCGGGUGGCUCGCCCCGUUCUCGUCCGACCACAACGUCCUCAUGGUCUUUGGCUUCCUAGCCAACGUCGAGGCGCUCCACAGCGGCAAGGUGCUGCAGAGGAGCACAGGCGGCCGGUUCUCUCCCCUCGUCACGGCCGCCUCGUUCGUCGUCCCGGCGGCGUACGCCCUCCUGUACGGCAUCCGCUCGGCGCACCGCCUGUACUCGCUCGCCAACCUGUGCUUCAUCUGGCUCGCGCUCGGCACGAGCGACGCGUUCGUCGGCGCCGACCCGAACGCCGCCCUGUCGUCGACGUCGAGUGGGACGGCGACGGGCCUGGGUGUCGGCAGCGGCAAGAGGAGGACGAGCGAGCCGCCUGAGCCGCGGCCGGAGCUCGGCGCACGAGCCGUCGCAGCGGACGAGUUGUCGGCGAGCGGUGGGCGCAGGGUCGCGACCGUCCGACGGAGCUAGAUCUCUCUUUGUGUAGUCCCUGUUGUGCAACCGAGUGCCCGU